Molecule: messenger RNA, 1478 nt
Organism: Trichoderma virens Gv29-8
Lineage: Eukaryota; Fungi; Ascomycota; Sordariomycetes; Hypocreales; Hypocreaceae
Product: glycoside hydrolase family 76 protein
Exons: 4
Coding region: 1-1383 (460 amino acids)
Biological process (GO): fungal-type cell wall biogenesis; carbohydrate catabolic process
Molecular function (GO): mannan endo-1,6-alpha-mannosidase activity
Source: RefSeq, a predicted model, not a curated record
AUGAAAUCCUUCUUUCGGCCGGGCGCCAUGGCCGCCCUUCUCUCUGUGACAGACAUGGCUGUCGCACAGCAGAGCCCGUUCUCUAUUGCCUCAAAUAGCGACAUUAAGAAAACAGCAGCCACUGUCGCAUGGGAUAUGCUUCAAUACUAUCACGGAAACGAGUCUGGCCAGACGCCAGGAAUUCUUCCCGGACCACCUCCUGCUGGUGACUACUACUGGUGGGAAGGCGGUGCCAUGUGGGGGACGCUGAUCGAUUACUGGUACUUGACCAACGACAGCACUUACAACGACCUCAUCAUGCAAGCCAUACAGUGGCAGACGGGCCCUGACGACGACUUCCAACCCCCCAACGUCACUCUCUCGCUGGGAAAUGAUGAUCAAGGCUUCUGGGGCAUGACAGCCAUGCUCGCCGCCGAGGAAAAGUUCCCCAAUCCUCCCGCUGAUAAACCCGGUUGGUUGGCUCUGGCGCAGGGAGUCUUCAACACCCAGGCCAGUCCCGAGCGCCACGACGGCACCUGCGGCGGCGGUAUCCGCUGGCAGAUUCCCCCAACCAAUCCCGGAUACAGCUACAAGAACAGUAUUGCCAAUGGCUGUUUCUUCAAUUUGGGAGCGCGCCUGGCCCGCUACACCGGCAACACGACGUACUCCGACUGGGCUGAGAAGACAUGGGACUGGAUGGUUCAGAUAGGAUUCUUGGAUAAUUCAACGUAUGCCAUCUACGACGGCGCGGACGUGUCAAACAACUGCACUCAAAUCAACAAGGCCGAAUUUUCGUACAACAGCGCGGUUUGGGUUCUCGGCACAGCAUACAUGUACAACCAUACCAACAGUGCCGUAUGGAAGACAAGACUCCAGAAGCUGGUUGACCACGGCCUCGAGACCUUUUUCCCCAACGGCAUCGCAUACGAGCCGUCGUGCGAGGGCGUCAACACUUGCACCACCGACAUGGUAUCCUUCAAGGGCUACCUCCACCGAUGGUAUGCCACGACGACGCAGCUGGCUCCUUUCCUGGCCCCCAAAAUCCUGCCCAUUCUCAAGACAUCUGCGCAAGCAGCCGUCAAGCAAUGCACAGGCGGUGCCCUGGGGCGCCAGUGCGGAAUCAAGUGGAACACGGGCAAAUACGACGGCAGAACCGGAGCAGGUCAAGAGAUGAACGUCGUGGGCGCUGUGUCGUCGCUCCUCAUCGGCCAGGCCCAUGUUCCCGUUACCAACAGCACGGGUGGUACAUCCCAGGGCAACCCCAACGCCGGCAGCAAACCAAACAGUUUCCAGCGGCCACUGACGCCUGUGACAGCGGGCGACAGGGCCGGGGCGGGCAUUGUCACAAUCGUCAUCAUCGGGUCCCUAUGUACAGGGCUUGCCUGGAUGAGUCUGGGCCCGUAAGCUGGCUCGCACCUUUUCCCGCAUGGACAAUUUCAUUUCUUUUGACAAAAACUCUUUAAAACUUAUGACGGGUCUGUGACAGCCGAUGGUUGGCU